UAUUUUUGAGCGUUUGCAACGUCUUGCCUUUUACGAGACACACCCAGAGCAGAAUAUUUCCACUUCCUCACCCACCUGGCACCACCAGCGCCACCACCACCACCUCCUCCGCUUCAUCGCCACCACUCUUCAUUCCCAUUUCUUCAUUCACAAUCUCAAAGGAAAGAUAAUCCCUAAUUUUUAGAUCGUCAUUUAUCUUACACAGUUCUCACUAAUCUAGUGGUGUUUUCAUUCCUUAAUCUUAUCUCAUUUGAAAGCUACAUUACAAGUGCUCUGUUUGUUUCCGGUUUUGAUUUGCUGAUUGGAGUGUAUUAGUGGCCAUUUAAGCUGCAACAGACAGCUUAAAUGGCUAGUUCUGUUGAUGCCGGAGAAGUUUCGAUAAUCGUCUUCGGGCUUUGGUCUCAGCAUGUCAGUUUUGUUACUUCGUAAAGUGAUAGAUUGUGAAUGUACUUUUAAGAUUGAAAUUUCCAGUCUGCAAUGGACCGCCGAAGUUGGCCCUGGAAGAAAAAAUCAUCUGAUAAGGCUGAUAAAAAUGCUGCAGCAACGGAUUCUGGUGGUGGUAUUGUGGCUUCAAGUGGAUCACAGGCGGCGGAUAAGGAUAACUACAGAAAACCCAACUAUGUUCAAAUUUCUGUGGAAUCAUACACCCGUCUGACUGGUUUGGAGGAUCAAGUGAAGACAUAUGAGCAACAAGUUCAGACUUUGGAGGAUGAAAUUAAGGAUUUGAAUGAAAAGCUCUCUGCAGCAAAUUCGGAGAUGACUACAAAGGAAAACCUUGUGAAACAGCAUGCUAAAGUUGCUGAGGAAGCUGUUUCAGGUUGGGAAAAGGCUGAAGCAGAAGCUUUGGCGCUGAAAAACCAUCUAGAAUCAGUCACACUUUCAAAGCUUACUGCUGAAGAUCGGGCAUCACAUUUGGAUGGUGCUCUUAAAGAGUGCAUGCGGCAAAUACGAAACUUGAAGGAAGAACAUGAGCAGAAAUUGCAAGAUGUUAUAAUCUCAAAGACCAAACAAUGGGACAAAACUAAGCUUGAGUUUGAAGCAAAAAUAGUUAAUUUAGACCAAGAACUCCUUAUGUCUGCAGCUGAAAAUGCUGCUCUUUCAAGGUCACUGCAAGAGCGUUCUAACAUGCUAAUCAAAAUGAGCGAAGAAAAAUCACAAGCUGAGGCUGAGAUUGAACUUUUGAAGAGCAAUAUUGAAUCAUGUGAAAGGGAAAUAAAUUCACUUAAAUAUGAACUCCACAUAGUUUCCAAGGAGCUGGAGAUUCGUAAUGAGGAAAAGAACAUGAGCAUGAGAUCUGCGGAAGCAGCAAACAAGCAGCACAUGGAGGGUGUCAAAAAAAUAGCUAAGCUGGAAGCAGAGUGCCAAAGGCUACGAGGUCUUGUGCGAAAGAAGUUGCCUGGUCCUGCUGCGCUUGCCCAAAUGAAGCUAGAGGUUGAGAAUUUAGGCCGAGAUUACGGAGAUUCUCGACUAAGGAGGUCACCUGGUAAGCUUCCCAGUCCACAUCUGUCUGCUGUGCCUGAAUUUUCACUUGACAAUGCUCACAAAUUCCAUAAAGAGAAUGAAUUUCUCACAGAGCGUUUGUUGGCCAUGGAAGAAGAAACAAAGAUGCUGAAAGAAGCUUUAGCAAAGCGUAAUAGUGAACUGCAGGCUUCUAGGAAUCUGUGUGCCAAGACAGCAAGUAGGCUUCAAAGUUUAGAAGCACAACUUCAAGUGAACAAUCAACAGAAAGGUUCACCAAAUUCUAUGGUUCAGGUUCCUACUGAAGGUUACUCUACUCAAAAUAUGAGCAAUCCACCUAGCUUGACCUCCACCAUGUCUGAAGAUGGAAAUGAUGAUGACCAAAGUUGUGCUGACUCUUGGGCAGUGUCAUCGAUCUCCGAGCUCUCUCAAUUAAAGAAGGAAAAGGAAAAGCCUAAUAAGACCAAAAAUGCUAAGCACUUGGAGCUUAUGGAUGAUUUCCUGGAGAUGGAGAAGUUGGCUUGCUUAAAUGCAGAUGGUGCCAUGACAAUUUCAGAUUCUCCAAACAAUAAGACAUCUGAAAUUCUGAAUGGUGAUCCUUCAGUAGAUGCCGCUUCGGUCAAGGGUACCCUGUCUAAAGGACAAUCUAUUUUGGAUCCAUUAGUGAAUCGUGUAGCUUCAAAAAUGGAUUUGUCAGCAGUGGAUUCUGGAUCUAAUGCAGAGCAGCCACCCUUGAUGAAGCUGCAGUCAAGAAUUUCUCUGUUACUUGAGUCUAUGCCUAAAGAUGCUGAUAUGGGGAAAAUUUUAGAGGAUGUUAAACGUGUUGUGCAGGAUGUACAUGAUACUUUAAAUCAGCAGUCUGGAAGUUGUGUUCCUGUGGAAUUGCAUGCUCCUGAUGAUGCUGUAUGGAAUUAUUCCGGUCAGACUUGUCCUGAAGAUAUUAAGGCAGCUACAGAACCAGUUCACUCAGUAAGCCGAGAGUUGGUUAGUGCCAUUUCUGGUAUUCACGAUUUUGUGUUGUUCCUGGGACAAGAAGCAAUGGCAGUUCAUGACACAUCUUCCGAUGGUGAUGGUCUGAGUCAAAAAAUCGAGGAAUUUUUGGUCACCUUUAAUAAAGUAUUAAAUGGCAAUACGAGUUUGGUUGAUUUUGUUUGUGACCUUGCUCGUGUAUUAGCUAAAGCCAGUGAACUUAGAUUUAAUGUCCUGGGUUUUAAAGGUUCUGAAGGAGAAAUCAAUAGUCCUGAUUGCAUAGAUAAGGUUGCCUUACCAGUGGAUAAGGUUCUUCAAAGGGAUUCAUCAGGAGAAAGAUAUCGAAAUGGUUGUGCUCACAUUUCUAGUCCUACCUCUAACCCUGAGGUCCCUGAUGAUGGAAAUUUGGUAUCUGGCUAUGGGUCAAAUGCAACAUUGUGCAAAGUCUCACUGGAGGAAUUUGAAGAAUUGAAAUCAGAGAAAGAAAGCAUGGCUGUGGAUCUUGCUAGGUGUACUGAAAACCUGGAAAUGACAAAGUCUCAAUUACAUGAAACUGAGCAGCUUCUAGCUGAAGUUAAAUCACAAUUGGGUUCUGCGCAAAAGUCAAAUAGCUUGGCUGAGACACAGCUGAAAUGUAUGGCUGAGUCAUACAGGUCACUUGAAGCUCGUGCAGAGGAGUUAGAAACUGAAGUGAACCUUCUGCGAGGAAAAGUAGAAACUCUAGAGAAUGAGCUUGAAGAUGAAAAGCAAUGUCAUUGGGAUGCUUUAACCAAAUGCAAGGAGCUAGAAGAGCAACUAAAGACGAAAGGGAGCUGUUCCAUUUGUUCUUCAGCUGCUGAUGUUGACCGCAAGGCCAAAAAAGAGAGAGAACUAGCAUCUGCAGCCGAAAAGCUAGCAGAGUGCCAGGAGACCAUAUUUCUUCUUGGAAAGCAGUUGAAAGCUUUCCGUCCUCAAACGGAGCCUAAAGGAUCUCCAUACAGUGAGAGGAGUCAAAAGGGUGAGGGAUUUGCUGAAGAUGAACCCACUACUAGUGGCAUGAACUUGCCGGACUUUGAUCAGGCUGAGAUGGAUGGUACUGUUUCAAAAAACCUGCACAGAACAGGUGCCGAGUCCCCCACGGAUUUGUAUAACCAACCAUGUAGUCCAUCUGAUACAGAAGGAAGCCUUACAAGAUCACCAAUCAAUUCAAAGCAGCCAAAACACAGGUCUACCAGGUCAACAUCCUCAUCUUCCACACUUGUUCAGGCACCAGAGAAUCAUCCACGAGGUUUUAGCAGGUUCUUUUCCUCAAAAGGAAAGAAUGGCAAUUAGGCCCUGCAGCUUUCAGGCGUAAUAAAGUUGUGGUUGCAAAAAAGGUUCAGAAGUAAUAACAAGUCCAAAGCACAUAAAAUGGAGUCAUCUACCAUCAUUGAUGACUCUGGAAAGUUUUUGCCUGGUUUCAUGUUGUGAAAAAAUGAUGCCAUGUAGGUUUUGUAACUGGUGACUGUAUAUGUUCCCAUAUCUAUUAGGCUUUUUUUUUUGUCCCCCUCCCCAUUUGCCUUGUGUAAUUUCUUGAAAGGGACUCAAUUUAUGGACUGUCGCAGUCUCAGAAUAUAAUCGUUAUAUGUGGGUUUAUCGGAAA
Molecule: messenger RNA, 4048 nt
Organism: Hevea brasiliensis (rubber tree)
Lineage: Eukaryota; Viridiplantae; Streptophyta; Magnoliopsida; Malpighiales; Euphorbiaceae
Product: filament-like plant protein 4
Exons: 7
Coding region: 478-3738 (1086 amino acids)
Source: RefSeq, a predicted model, not a curated record